CAGCGGAGCCGAGCCGAGCCCGAGCCCGAGCCGAGCCCUGACACUGUCCGUCCGCCUUCUGGCUCCUCGGGAGCCCGGACUGGCCGGAGCCCGAGAGGUGGCAGCGCGGGGAGCCCCACGCGCUGAAGGGAGCGGACCGGACGGGACGGGACUAGUGGAGGCGCUGCCGCCACAGUAGCCAGUGACGGGAGUCGCGAGCCGCGGCCUCCCGGACCCUGCUGCCCAGGCCAGCUGAGGGAGAGCGGGGAGUACGAAAACCCCACCCUCUGGGGCACCCCAGGAGCGGAGGCGGGAGCGGGGACGGGAGCAGCCUCUCCCCCGUUGGAGAGAAGACCCUUACCACUCCUUACCGCUCGGGCGAGGGAAAGAAGAGACCCCUGGAGGGGACGCGUCUCUCCUUCUAGAGGCGAGGAAAACCCCCAUACUGGCCGGGGAGGAGACCCCCAGAAGUAGGAAGGGGUGAGCCUUCCUACAGGAAGCAGCGUGAGACCACCCCGGCGUGCCGCCUCCUCUCCAAACACACACUCUCAACAGUUCAGGACUUUCGAGGCAAAGAGAAAGGGGGAUUUGCCUAUGGAGUAGGCACCCUCCAUCCCAGCCAGUACUCACAGGGCAGAGGAGUCCUUACGUUCGGGAGCAAAGGACGCGCCAGGGAAAGAAGAGGAAUCGGCUUUCAGCCUUCCGGAGAGGGGAAGACCUCUCCCCCCAACUUCCUUGGACCUAGACAGUGGAACGGGGUAGAGCCCCUCCACUCAGAUCUCCGGCAGACAGAAAGAGCCCUCCACCCCAGACAGAGCCAGUUUGGGGGGGAGGGGGACUCCCCCAAGGGGGAGGAGACAACUCCUGGUUGGGAGAGGCUCCUCCCCUCCUCCCCAGGGUAACUGGCAGGGUGUGGGGGGUGUGCCACCUUCCCCAGGUAGGACCUCCUUCUCCUCCCCCUCCUCCUCCUCCCUUGGCUCCUCAGCCUCAGGGGACCCAGUUCCCCUCCCCAGCUUGGGAGGCUCAGCCAGGUACAGGAAGAGCCACUGAGGAUGAGACCUGUCAUCUGCCUCUGAAGAGGGGACUCCCUCCAACCCCAAAGUCCAGUACCAGGUGGUUCCCUCCCUCUGCAGGGGGAGCGGUGGAGACAGAACCCAAAAGUACCAUGGCUUCUGACCUAGAGAGUAGCCUCACCUCCAUAGACUGGCUCCCCCAGCUGACCCUCCGAGCUACCAUUGAGAAGCUCGGGAGUGCCUCCCAGGCUGGGCCUCCAGGGAGCAGCCGCAAGUGUUCACCAGGCUCACCCACAGAUCCUAAUGCCACCCUGAGCAAAGACGAGGCAGCAGUCCACCAGGAUGGCAAACCACGGUACAGCUAUGCCACCCUCAUCACCUAUGCCAUCAACUCCUCUCCAGCCAAGAAGAUGACCCUCAGUGAGAUUUACCGCUGGAUCUGCGAUAAUUUCCCCUAUUAUAAGAAUGCCGGCAUUGGUUGGAAGGACACCUGCCCUGACAUUUCCCGAAAGAGAAGACACCCUCCGGAUGAUGAGCUAUCCCAAGACUCACCAGAACAGGAGGCAAGCAAGAGUCCACGGGGAGGCGUUCCGGGGAGUGGAGAAGCCUCACUGCCUACCGAGGGGAAUCCGCAGAUGUCUCUUCAGAGCCCCACAUCUAUCGCCGGCUAUAGCCAGGGCACGGGAUCUGUGGAUGGCGGAGCAGUGGCAGCAGGGGCUUCAGGCCGAGAAAGUGCUGAGGGUCCCCCUCCCCUCUAUAACACCAACCAUGACUUCAAGUUCUCCUACUCAGAGAUCAAUUUUCAGGAUCUAAGCUGGUCCUUCCGCAACCUCUACAAAUCUAUGCUGGAGAAAUCCUCCUCUUCCUCUCAGCACGGCUUUUCGUCUCUCCUCGGGGACAUGCCACCCUCUAACAACUACUACAUGUACCAGCAGCAGCAGCCGCCGCCUCAACAACAGCAGCAGCAGCAGCAGCAGCAGCCGCCACCACCACAGCCACCUCCCCAGCAAUCCCAGCCACAGCAGCAGCCGGCACCAGCCCAGGGCCCCUCAACUGUAGGGGGUGCUCCUCCACUGCACACCCCAAGCCCAGAUGGUUGUACCCCACCAGGGGGAAAGCAAGCUGGGGCUGAAGGCUACGGGCCUCCCCCUGUGAUGGCCAUGCAUCCGCCUCCACUGCAGCAUGGAGGCUACCACCCUCAUCAGCACCAUCCUCACUCCCACCCUGCCCAGCAGCCACCACCCCCGCAGCCACAGGCACAAGGCCAGGCUCCCAUCAACAGCACUGGCUUUGCCUUUCCUCCUGACUGGUGCUCUAAUAUCGACUCCUUGAAGGAAAGCUUCAAGAUGGUGAAUCGGCUCAAUUGGUCCAGCAUUGAGCAAUCACAGUUCUCAGAACUGAUGGAGAGUCUACGACAGGCAGAGCAGAAGAACUGGACCCUCGAUCAGCAUCACAUUGCCAAUCUGUGUGACUCCCUCAACCACUUCCUUACUCAGACUGGUCACGUGCCCCCGCAAGGGGGAUCCCACCGGCCACCAGCCCCAGCCCGUAUUGCUGACUCCUGUGCUCUCACCAGUGGCAAACAGGAGCCAGCCAUGAACCAAGGUACUGUACAAGGCAAGUGGCCAUGGAGGUGGAGACUGAUGAAAAGGAAGGGUAGGAAAAAGGCAAAAGAAAACUGA
Propithecus coquereli (Coquerel's sifaka) is the source of this 2674-nucleotide messenger RNA. It is a transcript of the gene FOXJ2, whose product is annotated as forkhead box J2. NCBI's taxonomy places the organism in Eukaryota, Metazoa, Chordata, Mammalia, Primates, Indriidae. Gene Ontology annotation, molecular function: RNA polymerase II cis-regulatory region sequence-specific DNA binding; DNA-binding transcription factor activity, RNA polymerase II-specific. The transcript has 8 exons. Gene Ontology annotation, cellular component: nucleus. Gene Ontology annotation, biological process: regulation of transcription by RNA polymerase II. The record is from RefSeq and is a predicted model, not a curated record. Bases 1145 to 2674 code for a protein of 509 amino acids.